AUGUCUUCCCAAAGUCAAACCGAGGCCCCGCAACCUCGGCGCCGGGACGGCUCGAGGCUCGGCCGCAGUCUCGACUGGACGCCACCGUGGUUGAGGUGGGACGAGACGGCGAACCACGAUCUGACAUGGACGCGCAACCUUAUUUUUGGCUGUGCUGCUGCUUUUAGUGUGGCCAAUCUCUACUACAGUCAUCCUAUUCUCAAUGUCUUGGCAGAUGACUUUCAGGUCAGCGACGAGCGCGCGUCGCUGGUGCCGACCAUAAUGCAGGCCGGCUACGCUGGAGGUCUGCUGUUUGUUAUUCCCAUUGGUGAUAUCGUCCGUCGACGGCCUCUUAUUCUUGGCCUCAUCUUUUGCACAACUUUUAUCUGGUUGGGAUUGACUCUAACGCGAUCAUUCUCCGUUUUCCUGGGCUUGUCCUUCAUCGUUGGCGUAUUGACGGUAACGCCACAGCUCAUGUUCCCGUUGGUCGUCCAAUAUGCGCCCCAAAGGCACCGGGCGACCAUGAUUUCCAUCGUCAUGUCGGGUCUGUUCUUUGGCAUCCUGAUUGCGCGUCUGCUCGCCGGUAUCAUUACGCAGUACAGCUCGUGGCGGAGCGUCUAUUGGAUGUCGUUUGGCCUGCAGAUCGCCAUCUACGUCCUCCUCUUCCUGUACAUGCCCGACUACCCGGUGCUCCGACCCGGCGGCUCGUACCCCCAGGCCCUGCUCACUAUUAUCAAGAUGCCGUUCAAGCAUCCCGUCUUGACGCAGUGUGGCUUCAUUGCCUUUUGCACCAUGGGCAUGUUCACCUCGUUCUGGACCACGUUGACCUUUCAGUUGGCGGGAGACCCGUUCAACUUGUCGACCUUGGCCAUUGGCCUUUUCGCCCUUGUCGGCAUCUCGCCCGUGUGCCUCAAUCCCGUCGUGUCCAAACUCUUGACCUCGCGCAUCCAUCCGAGCGGAACUCAGAUCAUUGCUAUUCUCGUCACUCUUACCGCAGUGUUGAUCGGCACCUUUGUCGGGACCUUUUCGCUCGCCGGCCCGGUGAUCUGGGCUUUCCUGGGCGACCUGGGCAUGAACACCAUUGUCGUGGCGAACCGAAUGGCCUUCGCCAAUGUCGACCCCACGGCGCAAAACGCCGUAAACUCGGUCUACAUGGUAAUGACUUUUUGCGGCCAACUCUUUGGAACUGCCGUCGGCAAUAAUCUGUACGCCGAUGGAGGUUGGAUACGUAGUGGUGCCUUGAGCAUUGGCUUGAUGGGUGCGGCCCUGCUUUUAGUAUUGCUGCGCGGACCCCACGAGACGGGCUGGAUUGGCUGGGGUGGAGGAUGGGAUCUCAGAAACAAGUCGGUCACUGAGAAGACCCCGUCGCAGCCUACCCAAGAUGUCGAGUCCAGUGGACAUCCUGCAACGAAAGAGCCAGAGCAGACAGAGAAAUCAUCGACUGCCCAUCCAAGCUCGACCGACGAUGACAUGAACAAUGCAUCGCCUGAGAUAAAGGCUUAG
Pestalotiopsis fici W106-1 is the source of this 1482-nucleotide messenger RNA. RefSeq lists its product as uncharacterized. Gene Ontology annotation, molecular function: transmembrane transporter activity. Lineage: Eukaryota; Fungi; Ascomycota; Sordariomycetes; Amphisphaeriales; Sporocadaceae. The coding region runs from base 1 to 1482 and encodes 493 amino acids. Gene Ontology annotation, biological process: transmembrane transport. The record is from RefSeq and is a predicted model, not a curated record. The transcript has 3 exons.